AUGCAUGCACUUCUUCGUUUCACACGACAUUUUGAUAAGAAAAAACUACGUUUUGUAAAUCCAGAAAGUUUAGGUCUUUAUUAUGGUGCUUGGCUCUCACAGGGUCUCAUUCGUGACAUCAAUAAAGGUGAAUAUCUUCUACAACCACUAUCACCUGAUGAUCGUCGAGAUCCAAUUCGCACUCUUACCCGCUUUCAUUUUAUGUACGAUGAAUGGAAUUGGAUAAAUUCUCCUCAACCACAAUUUCGAUACUUUUGUAAAUGGAUGAAACGAUCCAUUCUGCGAAGAUAUCCCGUCAUGUUCGGCAUCUUUCUUCCAGGUAUGGACUACGAAGAUUAUGAUCAUAUUGUGCCGGCGAUUGGUAUUCGAUACAAAAAUGCGGACGAAUAUGAUCCAGAUGAUACAUUAAUAUAUUAUGAUCUCUAUAGCAAAAAGCCAUUUGAAGAAGCUUUGUAUGAAGAUGAGAUCGGAUCAACCAGAACAGCAAUGUCUAGAAAGACGAAUGCUAAAAAUGGAUGUCUACCAUUAGAGGUUAAUAUGAUUGAUUUUAAUAAUGAGGCAUAG
Rotaria sp. Silwood2 is the source of this 564-nucleotide messenger RNA. The record is from the annotation of a GenBank genome assembly. NCBI's taxonomy places the organism in Eukaryota, Metazoa, Rotifera, Eurotatoria, Philodinida, Philodinidae.